Molecule: messenger RNA, 684 nt
Organism: Prunus armeniaca (apricot)
Lineage: Eukaryota; Viridiplantae; Streptophyta; Magnoliopsida; Rosales; Rosaceae
Source: the annotation of a GenBank genome assembly
AUGACCAUUGCCAUGUACAUCACUGUGCUUGCCAUCUUUAUCGUUGUAUGCCAAAAUUCGUGGCCAACAGUAUUCUUGCUGAUUCCACUUAUUUGGCUUAAUAUCUGGUACCAGGGUUACUAUCUUGCAUCAUCUCGUGAAUUAACUCGACUGAAUUCAAUCACAAAAGCUCCUGUUAUCCAUCACUUCUCAGAGAGCAUAUCCGGAGUUAUGACCAUCCACUCUUGCAGAAUGCAGAACAUGUUCUCCAAGAAAAUGUUAAACGGGUUAACGCGAAUUUACGUAUGGAUUUCCACAACAAUGGGUCCAAUGAGUGGUUUGGUUUCCGUAUGGAGACGCUUGGGAAGCCUUGAACGCUGCCAACUUAAAGAUGAGGUAGCUGCAAAACCUGAUAAACUCAAUUCGUUAGUGGCUGAUGAUGGCGACAACUGGAGCAUGGGGCAAACACAGCUUCUCUGUUUGGGGCGAGUUAUGUUGAAGCACAACCGGCUCUUGUUCAUGGACGAGGUCACGGCUUCAAUUGAUUCACAGACAGAUGCUGUAACACAAAGGAUCAUCCGAGAGGAUUUUGUUGCAUUGAUUGGAUUGGUUCUAAGGGCCUCUCAUGGGGAGAUUUCUUGGCAGGUUUGUGUUGCCUCUGCUGCUGCUAACAGUGGAUGUGUUGCACUUGACCCGCUGGUCUAG